AUGUCCGCAGCUCACCCAUACCACCGCCUCGAAGUGCCUGUUGAAGUACCAUUCGAGCUGAGACCCUCACCAGGCAAAGGAUGGGGUGCUUUCGCCACAAAACACAUUGUCCGGGGAUCAUUGAUUCUGAGCGAAAAGCCAAUAUUCAUUAUCCGGAAGUCGCAUACCGAAAUCACGGACUACCAUGUUACUAUGGCCUUUCAGAAAUUGUCGCCUAGCCAAAGAGCACAGUUUUUACUCCUCCGCGAUAACGGAACAGGUUGUUUUACAAGUAUGAAUGAAGCUUUCGCUGAAAACUCGUUCAAUAUCGCGGAUUCAGACCGCAACGAGCCUGAAGCUCAUGGUCUCUUCCUCCUUCACUCGCGCUUCAACCAUUCUUGUAUACCCAACUCGAAGAUUCCAACUGUUAGUGGAGAGAUCAUCUCAAGCUUUGCGACUAGGGACAUAGACAUUGGCGAGGAAAUCAAUUUCUGUUAUAAUACAGAUUUCGAAUGCAGGACUAGAUAUGAGCGUCAUCAAGCUCUGCGUUUUACCUGCGAUUGCAUGGCCUGUCUACCUGGCACCCCCUUUCAACAACUUAGUGACAUGCGCCGGCGAUUGAUUCGAGGGCUCCAAUAUCUUGCUCGUGGCGUGGACUUGGAUGGACAGAGACAGAGUUCGAAUUCUAUUAUUUUCGACUGUACACAGAGGUUUGUCGCAGAGACUUUCAGUAUAACUCUUUCAUCUAGAUUCAUUUAUGCCCUCCUGUCAAUUUUCUUUCUCGAAGAAGAGGGAUUGCUAGAUGCCUUUAUAGACGCAAGGCUAAGACCGAGCUUAGAAAAAACGGUGCAAUUGUUCAAGUCAGAAGGCAAUCAGAGUAUUGUUGGGCUAGCCAUGGAACAAAAAACCUGGGCAAAGAGGUUGCAAGUGGCAUUCAGACUAUACGGCCGAGAAGAUGCUGCUGAUUAUGGAGUUACCUUAGCGCUGCGAAGAUUGCGCUCAUUUGCUUAA
Molecule: messenger RNA, 990 nt
Organism: Penicillium crustosum
Lineage: Eukaryota; Fungi; Ascomycota; Eurotiomycetes; Eurotiales; Aspergillaceae
Product: SET domain-containing protein
Exons: 2
Coding region: 1-990 (329 amino acids)
Molecular function (GO): protein binding
Source: RefSeq, a predicted model, not a curated record